Impatiens glandulifera is the source of this 3420-nucleotide messenger RNA. Its product is annotated as type I inositol polyphosphate 5-phosphatase 12-like. Gene Ontology annotation, biological process: phosphatidylinositol dephosphorylation. Bases 1 to 3420 code for a protein of 1139 amino acids. NCBI's taxonomy places the organism in Eukaryota, Viridiplantae, Streptophyta, Magnoliopsida, Ericales, Balsaminaceae. Gene Ontology annotation, molecular function: protein binding; phosphatase activity. The transcript is spliced from 11 exons. The record is from RefSeq and is a predicted model, not a curated record.
AUGGCCGAACACCUCGAAGACGACGACAAAGAAGCCCUAGCAUCUCUUUCGAACGAGCCUACUCCACGAAAGUCUCAUUCCCACAGCCAACAGCUCCGAACAAGCACCGGUGUCUUCCGUAAACGUCACCACCAAGUCCGCAAACACAGCCUCGACGAAAGGGAGCAGACACGAGGAGAUUCCGACGACGAUCUCUACCACCACUCCGCCUCCGUCUCUGCCUCAGCCGCUAUAGACCACGUUUCUCCCGCCAUAGGCGGAAGUAACCGGUAUGAAUAUCGUCUCGAUCAACAAGUUGGCGGCUAUGAAGUGGGAGGCAAUGAAGGAGGAGGCGGAGGCGGAGGGUAUUCUCUACCCGAGUUCGUGGCGAGUGGAGGAACCGGGAUAUUUAAGGUCCCGGUUCGUGCUGCUGUACACCCUACUCGUCCUCCUUGUCUUGAAUUGAGACCCCAUCCUCUGAGGGAGACUCAGGUGGGGAAGUUUUUGAGGACGAUUGGGUGCACGGAGAGUCAGCUUUGGGCGGGACAGGAAUCGGGGUUGAGAGUUUGGAACUUGUUGGAUGCUCAUGAGCCCGGGUUAGGGAUGGGUGGAAGAGCUAGACGUGGAGAUGAAGACGCGUCUCCUUUUUAUGAAUCCGUUUCCACGUCUCCCACGAUGUGUUUGGUUAUAGAUUUGGGUAAUAAAUUGGUUUGGUCAGGACAUAAGGAUGGUAAGAUUAGAUCUUGGAAAACAGAUCAAGCUAUGGAUGAUAAUCCUUUUAAAGAUGGUCUUUCUUGGCAAGCUCAUCGCGGUCCUGUUCUUUGCAUGGCCGUCAGCUCUCACGGUGAUAUAUGGACAGGUUCAGAAGGUGGUGUUAUAAAGAUAUGGUCAUGGGAAGCCAUUGAAAAAUCUCUAUCGCUCUCUUCAGAGGAAAGACACAUGGCUGGUUUGUUGGUGGAGAGAUCAGGCAUAGAUCUUAGGAGUCAAGUUACUGUUAAUGGCGUCUGCAAUAUAUCUUCUUCCGAAGUCAGAUCCUUGUUAGCCGACACCGUUCGAGCUAAAGUUUGGGCUGCCGGAGCUUUGUCCUUUUCUCUAUGGGAUGCUCGUACGAGGGAACUCUUGAAAGUAUACAAUGUCGAGGGUAACAUUGAGAACAGAGUAGAUAUGCCCACCAAUGCAUCAACACAAGAACAACAACAGGUGGAUGAAGACAUGAAAGACAUGAAAGACAUGAACGUUAAGAGCGGUUCCAAAUCGAAGAAGGAAAAAUCUCAAGGGAGCUUUUUGCAACGUUCACGUAAUGCGAUCAUGGGAGCUGCGGACGCAGUCCGACGAGUGGCGACAAAGGGAACAGGUGCGUUCGUGGAAGAUGCUAAACGGACGGAAGCUUUAGUUAUGACUGCCGACGGUAUGAUAUGGAGUGGAUGCGCAAACGGAAUACUCGUCCAAUGGGAUGGAAACGGCAUUCGUUUACAAGAUUUUCAACACCAUCCUUGCGCCAUUCAAUGUUUUUGUACAACGGGUACACGGAUAUGGGUCGGAUAUGUUAGUGGCGUUGUACAAUUAUUGGAUCUUGACGGAAACUUGAUCGCCGGUUGGGUGGCUCAUAAUGGUCCGGUGAUAAAGUUAGUUAUUGGGGGUGAGUUUGUUUUCAGUUUGGCUACUCACGGUGGAAUACGUGGAUGGAACAUAACGUCUCCGGGACCAAUUGACAAUAUUUUGCGAUUGGAAGUAUCAGAAAAGGAAGAGAUGUAUACUAAACAGGAGAAUAUUAGGAUUUUGAUUGGAACUUGGAAUGUUGCUCAGGGAAGAGCUUCUCAUGAGGCUCUUAUGACGUGGUUAGGCUCCGCUAUUUCCGACGUCGGCAUUGUUGUUGUCGGUUGUCAAGAAGUUGAAAUGGGUGCUGGUUUUCUAGCCAUGUCUGCCGCCAAAGAAACGGUAGGACUUGAAGGGAGUUCUACAGGACAAUGGUGGCAAGAUGCCAUUGGCAAGGCCUUAGAGGAAGGAAUCACGUUUGAACGUGUUGGUUCAAGACAAUUAGCAGCUUUGCUUAUAGGCAUAUGGGUUCGAAAGAGCCUUAGGACGCAUGUUGGAGACCUCGAUGUAGCCGCGGUUGCUUGUGGCUUGGGUCGUGCCAUUGGCAACAAGGGAGGUGUAGGUUUGAGGUUGAGAGUAUAUGACCGUAUUAUGUGCUUCGUUAAUUGUCACUUGGCCGCACAUUUGGAAGCAGUCAAUCGUAGGAAUGCUGAUUUCGAUCAUAUUUAUCGAUCAAUGGUGUUCACCCGCUCGACUCACAUCCCUAACGCGGCUGCAGGUAAGAUGUCACACAACAUUACGAAUUCACAGGGGAUCGUUCAAGAUGAGGUGAGGCCGGAUUUGGCCGAAGCGGAUCUUGUUGUAUUUCUUGGCGAUUUCAACUAUCGACUCUUUGGCAUAUCGUAUGAUGAGGCGAGGGAUUUUGUUUCUCAAAGAAGCUUUGAUUGGCUGCGGGAGAAAGAUCAGCUAAGGGGGGAGAUGAAAGCGGGGAAAGUUUUUCAAGGGAUGCAUGAAGGAAUUAUUAAAUUCCCCCCUACUUACAAGUUUGAAAAAGGAAAACCAGGUUUAGGAGGAUAUGAUUCUGGAGAGAAGAAACGCAUACCGGCAUGGUGUGAUAGGAUACUAUACCGCGAUAAUCGACUACUUCCAACAUCACAAUGUGGCUUAGAAUGCCCCGUUGUUUGCUCUAUAUUACAGUACGAGGCUUGUAUGGAUGUUACGGAAAGCGACCACAAGCCAGUUAGAUGCAAAUUGAAUCUCGAGAUGGCACACGUCGAUAGAUCGGUGAGAAGGAAAGAAGUGGGGAAUAUCGUUAAGAACAACGAAGAAAUUAGAUUGUUACAAGAAGCAACACGAUCUGUUCCAGAAACAAUCAUAGACACAACAAACAUUACCCUUCAAAACCAAGAAGCCUUCCCUUUAAAAAUUACUAAUAAAAGUGAAAACGAUCAUGUCGCCUUCCAAAUCAUAUGUGAGGGUUUGUCUAUCGCGAAAGAGGAUGAGGGCGAACCAGAAUAUCGCCCAAGAGGUUCCUUCGGGUUCCCUCGUUGGCUUCAGGUAUUGCCCGCAGCUGGUCUGAUUGGACCUGAUCAAACCAUGGAGAUAUCGAUCGCUCACGAAGAACCGCAUGAAGAACAUGCCGAUGGAGUUCCACCGAGUUGGUGGUCCGAAGAUAAUCGAGACAAGGAAUUAAUUUUGUUGGUGAAUAUACGAGGAAGCUGCUCAAGCGAGUCAAAGUGUCAACGGAUCAGUGUCCACCACAGUUUCUCGAAGACUCCUCAAAAUCCCGACUCAAAAAAUAAAAAAAGCCAAGGAAGUUACCAGCAAAGGACCUCGCUUAAGCAAUCUGGUAAUGACGAAGAACUCCAAAGUCUUCGUGGUGGUGGUGGUGACGGUGGUUCUUGA